Podospora anserina S mat+ is the source of this 981-nucleotide messenger RNA. RefSeq lists its product as uncharacterized. The record is from RefSeq and is a predicted model, not a curated record. The transcript has 2 exons. Bases 1 to 981 code for a protein of 326 amino acids. Lineage: Eukaryota; Fungi; Ascomycota; Sordariomycetes; Sordariales; Podosporaceae.
AUGAGGUGUCAUGGUUGCCGGCUGCCUUCUUUGCAGCGCGCGCUGCUGCAGUGGAAUGGAGAUGAAGGCCUUUCGGCGCUCCGCAGCCUUGGGAUGGUGAUAGCUUCACUCCGCUUCCAAGGCCGGCUCUCUUUUGCUCGAAUUCGUCUGAUCAGUAGGUCGAGUUGCUGUUUCCCGUUUGACACUAAAACUGCCGUAUCUAACACCUGGCGCAGUCUCAGUGCACACUGGCCAGCACGUUCCGUCAUCUUCAUCGGAUUGCAUUCUCUUCUCAUACCUGAAGGACACGGUGGUGUCCCAUUUCUGCGCGUGACAUUUGCCAACGUGGCCAAGAGGCCACCCCUUUUGCUGCCACGGGUAUCUCGAUUCUCGAGCCACUUCGCGCUUCUUCCGCUCCGACCUUCUCACUGCACGCUCACGAAGAGCUCUACCACUCGCUGCCAAUUUGACGUUCCCGAUUCCCUCAUACUCUUGCAACAAUGCCCACCUCUCCGCAGGCCGAUAGCACCGAGCCCGAGACCACUGCGAUCACCGACCCGACCGAGCCACCAAGCUGCAUUGCCUGCGAAAGCACCACGAGGAGAGUAUGGACUUGCAUCCAGUGCGGUUUCAACUUCUGCGAUGAUUGCUGGGGAAAAGAACGUCCUCACAAGCCCCGCGUCAUGGGCACCGGCGGCCGUCCCCACGAAAAGGUCAAUCUUGGGUGUGGCCAAGCGCCUCGAAUAUAUCUUCCGCAACAAGGAGGUUGAGGACCUAGACGGAGAGUUUGCCAUAGAUGCGAAGAACAAGUGGUUCGGCAUAGAUCAGGGUAGCGAUGGGUUGACGUUCAACUACACAGAUCGCUUGACCGACCUCAGCAUACUGGAGAGUAACGACCACAAUGCCGCUGAUCGCUUCCCACAUCUGGUUUUAUUUGUUGGCAAGAUCGGUACGUCCUCAUUAUCAAAGACAGUAUGGAUCGAGAUACCUACUGAUACUUGA